This is a messenger RNA of Sporothrix schenckii 1099-18, 1017 nucleotides long. RefSeq names its product ribose-phosphate pyrophosphokinase. Gene Ontology annotation, biological process: 5-phosphoribose 1-diphosphate biosynthetic process; purine nucleotide biosynthetic process; ribonucleoside monophosphate biosynthetic process. Gene Ontology annotation, molecular function: ribose phosphate diphosphokinase activity; magnesium ion binding. The transcript is spliced from 10 exons. Bases 1 to 1017 code for a protein of 338 amino acids. Lineage: Eukaryota; Fungi; Ascomycota; Sordariomycetes; Ophiostomatales; Ophiostomataceae. Gene Ontology annotation, cellular component: cytoplasm; ribose phosphate diphosphokinase complex. The record is from RefSeq and is a predicted model, not a curated record.
AUGGGUGACACCGCCAACGAAAUCAAGCUGCUUUCGGGCAACAGCCACCCCAUGCUUACGCGGUUGGUGGCAGACCGCCUCGGCAUCGAACCCGCAAAAACGCUGAGCUUGAACUACUCGAACCAGGAGACUAGUGUUACUAUUGGCGAGUCUGUCAGAGACGAGGAUGUCUUCAUUCUGCAAUCAACCGCUCCGGGCGACAUCAACGACGGCCUGAUGGAGCUUCUCAUCAUGAUCCACGCUUGCCGCACGGCCUCCGCCCGUCGCAUCACGGCCGUCGUCCCCAACUUCCCUUAUGCCCGCCAGGACAAGAAGGACAAGAGCCGCGCUCCCAUCUCCGCCAAGCUAAUCGCCAACAUGCUCGAGACCGCCGGCUGCAGCCACGUCAUUACUAUGGACCUGCACGCCUCACAGAUUCAGGGAUUCUUCAGCGUCCCUGUCGACAACUUAUACGCCGAGCCCAGCGUCCUGCGCUUCAUCCGGGAAAACCCCAAGCUGCAGCGCGACGAGACCGUCAUUGUCAGCCCCGAUGCUGGCGGUGCGAAGCGCGCUACGUCUAUUGCCGACGGCUUGGAAAUGGCUUUUGCCUUGAUCCACAAGGAGCGGCCGCGGCCCAACGUCGUUGGCCGCAUGGUCCUUGUUGGCGAUGUCCAGGACAAGAUUGCUAUUUUGGUCGACGAUAUGGCCGACACAUGCGGUACUCUCGCAAAGGUGAAGCUAACUACACGAUAUGACUUACAUGUCUCAUGGCUAGCCGCUGCCACACUGAAGGAGCACGGCGCACGCGAGGUGAUUGCCAUCGUGACACACGGCAUUCUGAGCGGUGGUGCUGUGGAUACCAUCAACAAGAGUUGUCUGUCCCAGGUUGUUGUCACCAACACCGUUCCCCUGGGCGACAAGCAGGAACGCUGCCCAAAGAUCAAGGUCAUCGACGUCAGCAGCACCAUCGCCGAGUCCAUUCGCAGGACACAUAACGGCGAGAGUGUCAGUUAUCUCUUCAGAAAUGUGCCUGUGUAA